Messenger RNA from Saprolegnia parasitica CBS 223.65, 429 nucleotides. RefSeq lists its product as hypothetical. Bases 1 to 429 code for a protein of 142 amino acids. NCBI's taxonomy places the organism in Eukaryota, Oomycota, Saprolegniomycetes, Saprolegniales, Saprolegniaceae. The record is from RefSeq and is a predicted model, not a curated record. The transcript has 2 exons.
AUGAACACAUUUCACCCGUACCACCGCUUUAUGAGCGACGCCGCCAUCAACCAAGCCAAGAUUGAGCGCGGUCGCAGCAAGGUCAGCGAGAAGCGCGCAUCCAAGCGCGACGGCGCUAGUAGCGACCAAGGCGACUGCGACGACGAUCUCGGUCGUGUCGUGAACAAUCACUCGGCCUCCAGCCUCUCGAACCGCGACUCGACCGACAGUUUCAUAACGACCAUGAACACGUUCCAUCCACACCACCGCUUCAUGAGUGACGCGACGAUGGCGCAGGCCCGUAUUGCGCGCUCACUCAGCAAGAACGAAGACUCGAAGGACGGAAAGAAAGCCGCAGGCGACGACGGGCCGCGCGACGCCAACUUCUCGGGCUCGAAUAUUUCCAACCGCGUCUCUGGCGAUAGCGUCGCGUGCACCGCGUCCAAGUGA